Messenger RNA from Rotaria sp. Silwood2, 1395 nucleotides. The record is from the annotation of a GenBank genome assembly. Lineage: Eukaryota; Metazoa; Rotifera; Eurotatoria; Philodinida; Philodinidae.
AUGGAAGCCUUGCAAGAAUCGAACAAUGAGAUGGACACGUCAUCAAACAUUGGUCCUUCUUCAUCUUCAGUAGCGAGAACUAAAAUCAACUAUAGACCGAUGCCUAAUCCAUUAUCUGUAUAUGUACCUUUGGAGUCUCUAACCGAACAGACUGUCAUGUCUGUAGUUGCGACUACGUUUAAACAUGAACUACCAGAUUGGAACGAUAGUAGACGUACUUUAUUGGUAUUUUUACUUGCAAUUAACGAAAGACUCAAUGAGAUUGAAAAAAAUAAGGUUCAAUUCGAUGAACAAACUCUUAAACAUGCUAUCGAAGUUCGUCAAUGGCUUGUACGAAAAGGAAAAUCAGGUCAAACUAUGGAACUUGAUUGGAAUGAAUUACGAAAAACUUACGAUAAAAUGAUUAAUAACAAAAAUACCAAAGAAGAAACAUUUCUUUAUAUGAGAAACGAAGAACCUUACUUUGAGUUGACUAUUGAUGCGGUUUCAACAUUAAGUAUUCUUGUUCAGGGACAUCCUGAUAUAGAGCAAUCUCGUAAAUACAUGACUCGCUUUCGCAGCAAUGGCUGGGAACCUCAUGAACUGAAAGUGUAUUGGAAUGAAGAACAGCUAGAAAUUCUCUGUCCAAAAGAUGGGCAAGAGGUUGAAAAGACAAGACUUCCACCGCACGAUCCUUCAGAUGUUGAUGUUGUACAAGCACUUCGUCAAUAUCCAGUUUCGAAACGAAAUCAUGCCGGCACGAUUACCUAUAUCAAUAAAGGAAUAGAAAAGGCUGUUUUCGAUGUACCGAAAGAUGCUCAAAUUAUUCUUCUCAACUUUGCCAAUGAAUGUUCACCAGGAGGCGGCUAUUUGCGUAGAGCUUGGGCACAAGAAGAAAUUAUUUUGUAUAACUCGGAUGGUUACCGAGCAUUGCUUGAUCUCAAAUAUGGACGAAUGGGUGGUGGUUAUGCAAUACCGGAAUUUGGACUAGCUUAUGUGCGUGAUAUUUGUUUUAUCGAUAAGGACACUGAACAAUGCCGCCAAGCAGAUAUGUUAGUGUCGGCAUGUUACUGUCUCGUUUAUCCUCAACUUUAUGAUAAUCCGACGACUGUAGAUGAGUGGAUAAAAAACAACAUAGCCAAAUUUCGUGCAUUCAUAUCGGCAGCUGUUGCUAAUACGAAAGGUGACGGAUCGAACACCUAUCUACUACUUGGACCGAUAGGUACUGGUGCUUUUGGUAACGAUGUCAAUCAAAUUGGAUACGUCUUUCAACAUGUACUCACGUCGCAGAUGAUGGGCUCUAGUGGUCCAAUCAGCAAGGCUUUCAGUAAUAUUUGGUUUGUUUCUACAGAUGCAUGGAAGAACGAACUUUUCGAGAAAAUUUUAUCUGAUGAAGAAAUUCCUGAGGUCGAAUAA